Molecule: messenger RNA, 3170 nt
Organism: Cyprinus carpio (common carp)
Lineage: Eukaryota; Metazoa; Chordata; Actinopteri; Cypriniformes; Cyprinidae
Product: protocadherin gamma-C5-like
Exons: 1
Biological process (GO): homophilic cell-cell adhesion
Cellular component (GO): plasma membrane
Molecular function (GO): calcium ion binding
Source: RefSeq, a predicted model, not a curated record
CACAGAAUCAUAAUUUAGCAUUACUGUUAGCUUGUUAGCUUCGAUAUCAUGGUUGAAAUAUGGUUAGUAUUACUUUGUAUUAUGGUCUACACUUCAUUUUGUGUAAUAUUGAACGCGUUUCUAAGUGUUUCUGCGUAUAUGAUAGAAAGAGAGAGAAUAGAAUUGAAUUGAAAAUUGAAAUUGAAAUUGAAAUUGAAAUUUAGAGAGAGAGAGCGCUAAUGUUGUAAAUUUCAGCACCACAUUUUGGACAGCGGGUACUAGUUGUCUAUUUUUGUAUUUGAAAAACCUUUUAGCAUGUAAAAAUAAAUAAAAUAAAUACAGGACUAAAUGGCUAAUAACGCAUCGUAAAUGUAGUUUUUAAAUAUGCAUUUUUAUUAUUAAAAAUAAUUUUAUUAUAUUAACCGUGAAGUAAUUUAACCCUUGUAUGGUGCUCGGGUCUGUGGGACCCGUUUUCAUUUUUUUAUCAAAAGAAAAAUGAUAUGAUUCAUUAUUUUUUUUUCAAACUCAGACUCAGUGGCCUUGGCUCAUUUCUUUCUGUAAAGAACAUAUAUCAGAAGAAAAUUUCAAUGACCACAACCUAAAAAUGCAGCAGGUCCACCAGACCCACGAACACUGGCUGAAUAACAAAAAUAUGAACACCACACAAGGGUUAAAUAAAAAUAAUUAAAUUAUUAAAUAAAAAUAUGAUGAUGAUGAUGAUGAUGAUGAUGAUGAUGAAAGAUCACUACAAGGGAUUUUCCAAUAGGCAGCCGCAAUGUGACUGACAGUAAAUUUGACAUAUUUGGCUCCUCUGAAAAUCGUGGAAAUGUAAUUUCUAUUUUGCGGUUGGAGAAAAUGAGAACAGAAAAAUAAUAUUUGUGUUGGUCUUCUAUGUACCGGUGAUAGAGGUUUACCCUGCUAUUUAAUUUCCGCGUUACAAAUACGAAAAUGUAACAACGGUCCAUUAGUUAGAACAUAUUUUUCCAUUGGGUUAUGAGAACAACCAAAUAAAUUAUACUUGCACGUUCUUCUUUCUUUCUUUUUCUUUCUUUCUUUCUUUCUUUCUUUCUUUCUUUCUUUCUUUCUUUCUUUCUUUCUUUCCUUUUCCACAACAAAUGCUCACCUUGGUACUUUAAACUAUUUUUGCUUAGAAAAAUAUUUGCCCGUAUAAUAAUAUAUAAGCAUGUGUCUGAAAUAUUUUACAACACAAUUCUCCACUAGAUGACGUAACACAAACUACAGAGGGCUGGUUAUGCCUUUAACCAACAGCAAAGCAAAUAUUGUAUGAGAGAGCAUUGGGCUCUGUACCAAUCCUGCUUCAGACCGUACAAAGGGAUCUACUCCCUCCCUCAGCCAGAGGAGGAGCACAAUGAUGAGAGCUGUAGAGCGAGAGGAAUCAUGAACGCUUUAUGAGCCAGAUCACCACAAAUAGGAUGGGCUGAGAUACAUUUUAAAAUGAAGAUUAUCAUUCUGUUUUUUCUGUGGAUAUAAAUUAUAUAAAUUGACGAUUUGUUGAUGGGAUUAUCAAAUGCUACAGAGAAAUGAGGCAGAGGAUUGGAGGGUGGAAAUGGGCAGCCCGUUGGCUGAUAGCUUUCUCUCUAUUGUGGAAUACAACUGAAGCUCAGAUUCGCUACACAAUACCCGAAGAGUUAAAGCAAGGAUCUAUCGUUGGAAAUAUCGCGAAGGAUCUUGGUUUUGAUAUCUCAGAUAUCGCCGAGCGUAAGUUACGAAUAGCAUCUGAGACGAAUAGGCAGUAUUUUAGUGUGGAUUCAGGAAAGGGUGAUCUGGUAGUUAAUAGCAGAAUAGACAGAGAGACGCUCUGUGGACAAAGCGCCAGUUGUCUAAUGCCACUGCAGAUCGUUAUUGAGAAUCCAUUACAGCUACACAGCAUAGAGAUAGAUCUACAAGACAUUAAUGAUAAUGCACCUAACUUCCAUAAUAAAGAUGCCACAUUAAAAAUACCUGAAGUCAUUGCUCCUGGCGCACGAUUUACCCUUGAAAGUGCUGAAGAUCUCGAUGUUGGCAGCAAUAGUUUAACGACUUACUCACUAAGCAAUAACAAUAAUUUCCGCCUUAAUGUAAAAACUUUAAAAGAUGGAAGGAUAAUACCAGAACUGGUGGUUAAAAAAACUUUAGACAGAGAGAAAGAGUCUAUACACAAACUCAUAUUAACAGCCCUGGAUGGUGGUAAUCCAGUCAAAUCUGGCACGUCUGUGUUGCAAAUAAUUGUUCAAGACAUCAACGACAACGAACCAAAAUUUGAAGUUGCUGCAUACAAAGCAUCGGUUUUAGAAAGAGCCAUUGCUGGUUCAAGUGUGCUCAAAAUAAAAGCAAACGAUUUGGAUGAAGGUCUAAAUGGUGAAAUACAGUAUUUGUUCGCGGCGCAUACUCCCGAACAUGUAAGAAAUGUUUUUAGUGUGAACGCCGAAACCGGCGAAAUCACACUUAUUGGAAAAUUAGAUUACGAGAGUAAAAAGUCAUAUACGUUUGAUGUUUGUGCCAAAGACAAAGGGAAUCCUGAGCUCGAAGGACAGUCAUCGGUUCAGAUAGAUAUCAUAGAUGAGAAUGACAAUCCUCCAGAGAUUAUCCUGACAUCUUUAUCGAGUCAUGUGCCUGAAAAUGCAACUGUGGGAACUGUGGUGGCUUUGAUUACCGUCAAAGAUUUGGACUCCGGUAAUAAUGGCAAAGUUGAGCUAAUUGUUCUUCCUCAUGUUCCGUUUAAAUUGAAACCUUUUCAUAAUCAUUAUUCACUGAUAACUGAUUCAUUAUUAGACCGUGAGGUUCAUUCUGAAUAUAAUGUAGAAAUACUGGCCAUAGACUCCGGUAUUCCGCCCUUAAAAACUUCGAAAACGGCAACUGUGAAAAUACUUGACGUGAAUGACAACCCUCCACUGUUCUCACAGUCCUCAUAUAAUGUUUACGUAAACGAAAAUAAUCUGGCAGGCGCGUCACUGUUUUCUAUUAAAGCUUCUGAUAUUGACCAGGAUAAAAACGCUCUACUUACUUAUUUAAUUCUGGAUUCAAGUUCUAAUCAAGUUCCAGCAUCAUCUUUGUAUAUUAAUUCUGAAAAUGGAACUAUUUAUUGCAUGAACUCAUUUGAUUAUGAAAAGGUAAAAUGGUUUAGUGUUAUAGUGCAGGCUAAAGAUCAUGGCUCUCCAUCUCUGAGCAGCAAUGCCUCAGUUCAUGUGUUU